AUGGUGGCGCUUUGUCAUUUGAGCAACGUCUUCACCACGGAGCAGAGCGGUUCCCUGUGCAGCGGAGAGAAGCUAUCGAUGAUUUCCAAAGAGCCUUCGGCCGUCGCCUCGUCCAGGCUUCGCGACAAGUUCGCCGCGGUAAGUGCGAAUUUACUUUCUGCCUCUUGUGAAACCACCGGUACUUACCUGCUUGGCAGCAGAAAUCUGAAUUUAAUGAUGCAGAUGCGGCCGAUUGACCGAGUUGGCUGGUGCAACGGUAAGGUGACUAAGGACCCGUUCCUCUGA
Messenger RNA from Soboliphyme baturini, 285 nucleotides. Lineage: Eukaryota; Metazoa; Nematoda; Enoplea; Dioctophymatida; Soboliphymatidae. The record is from the annotation of a GenBank genome assembly.